UUUAGGUGGCCUUCCUCUCGAGCGCCCGUCGGGAGGGGCUCGGAGAAGUUAGCAGGGCUCCCGAUCACCCAGCCUUUGCAAGUACUAUGAGGUCGGUUAGCUACGUGCAGCGCGUGGCGCUGGACUUCAGCGGGAGCCUCUUCCCCCACGCAAUCUGCCUGGGAGACGUCGAUAACGAUACGUUGAAUGAACUGGUAGUGGGAGACACCAGCGGAAAACUGUCCGUGUAUAAGAAGGACGACAGCCGGCCAUGGGUCACCUGUUCCUGCCAGGGGAUGCUGACAUGUGUUGGCGUUGGAGAUGUGUGCAACAAAGGAAAGAACCUUGUGGUGGCAGUGAGCGCCGAAGGCUGGUUUCACCUGUUUGACCUGACACCUGCCAAGGCCCUGGAUGCUUCUGGGCACCACGAGACACUCAUGGGAGAGGAGCCGCGUCCAGUGUUCAAGCAGCACAUCCCUGCCAACACCAAGGUCAUGCUGAUCAGCGACAUCGAUGGAGACGGGUGCCACGAGCUGGUGGUGGGUUACACCGACCGUGUGGUGCGGGCCUUCCGCUGGGAGGAACUGGGCGAAGGCGGCGAACACCUGACGGGGCAGCUGGUGUCCCUCAAGAAAUGGAUGCUGGAGGGUCAGGUGGACAGUCUCUCCGUGACUCUGGGGCCGCAGGGGGUUCCUGAGCUGAUGGUUUCUCAGCCCGGCUGUGCUUAUGCAGUCCUGCUGUGUACCUGGAACCAGGAUGCUGGGUCCCCUCCCACCUCUGAGGGGGCCACAGAGGGCAGCAGGGAGACCCCAGCUGCCCGGGAUGUGGUACUGCACCAGACGUCUGGCCGAAUUCACAACAAGAACGUCUCCACUCACUUAAUUGGCAACAUCAAACAAGGCCACAACCCAGAGAGCAGUGGCUCUGGCCUCUUUGCCCUGUGCACCCUGGAUGGGACGCUAAAGCUGAUGGAGGAGGCGGACAAGCUGCUAUGGUCGGUGCAGGUGGAUCACCAGCUUUUUGCCCUAGAGAAGCUAGAUGUCACGGGCAAUGGCCACGAGGAGGUGGUUGCGUGUGCCUGGGACGGACAGACGUACAUCAUCGAUCACAACCGCACUGUCGUCCGCUUCCAGGUGGAUGAGAACAUCCGGGCUUUCUGUGCAGGCCUCUAUGCCUGCAAAGAGGGCCGCAACAGCCCCUGCCUGGUGUACGUCACCUUCAACCAGAAGAUCUACGUGUACUGGGAGGUGCAGCUGGAGCGGAUGGAGUCCACCAACCUGCUGAAGCUGCUGGAGGCGGAGCCAGAGUUCCGCAGCCUGCUGCAGGAGCUGGGCACCGAUCCCAACGACCUUCCUGCGGCCCGUGCCCUGCUUCACCACACCCUCUACCAUCCGGACCAGCCGCCACAGUGUGCGUCCGCAAGCCUCCAGGACCCCACCUAGGUCCACCUAGGUGCACCGUGCUUCUUCGCUGGCAAAGGAUCCAUCUGAGCCCCACUCCCACCCCCAGAGAUUUCCAUGGUAUUGGCAGAAUAGGGAACAUGGGUUACUGAUGAACAUGAUCCGACCCCGGGCAAGGAAGGAUGAUGACAGCCCGAGGGUGACUGGGAACUACAGACCUCGUAGUCUUUGUGGUGAAGGAAGACACAAGUUGACCCCUCCGCCCAUUCCUGGUGGCCCUCACACAUCACACCAGCAGGGUCUAAGACUCUGGCCUUGUUCCAGAUCAUCUGGGAUUCCCACCACCACCACCACUCUCCCGAUGUGGGAAACAGAGGUUUGUUGGAGAGGAAGGAGUGCAUGUCUUUUUGUGUGGCCCCAGCACCCCUAAGAAAACCAGGCUUCAUGCCGAGAGGAGCACGGGAGGUUGAGGUGAGGCUGCACCCCAUCCUAAACACUAGUUUCCCGGCCCAGCUGCAGGUCACUGUCAUCAGGCAGCAGUGAUGGCUCGAGUCUUUGGGUCCCUCCACCCAUGUGGGAGACCCGGGUGGAGUUCCUGGCUUUUGGCUUUGGCCUGGCCCAGCCCCAACUAUUGUGGACAUUUGGAAGUAAUCUAGUGGGUAGAAGAUCUCUCUGUGUCUCUUGUCUUCUCUCUUUGUCUCUCUCCACCUUUCAAAUAAA
Molecule: messenger RNA, 2099 nt
Organism: Lepus europaeus (European hare)
Lineage: Eukaryota; Metazoa; Chordata; Mammalia; Lagomorpha; Leporidae
Gene: ITFG2
Product: integrin alpha FG-GAP repeat containing 2
Exons: 12
Coding region: 87-1421 (444 amino acids)
Biological process (GO): regulation of TOR signaling
Cellular component (GO): KICSTOR complex
Molecular function (GO): protein binding
Source: RefSeq, a predicted model, not a curated record